CUGAACAUUGGAGGAAAAGAGGAGAAGCCAGAGAAGCCAGAGAAAAGCAGAGCGCGGCCAGAGCCUGAGGGAAAGGAGUCCAGAGAGGAGAGUGGGUGGGACUUAGUGAUGAGACCGUCUUGCUGCCAGAGGCUUGAGGCAACCAUUGAUUGGGCUGGGUCAGAGGUAGCCUUGGAAAGGAGUGGGGCACUGUGUUCUCCUACACAGGAGGGCAGAUCAACACAGAAGAAAUGGACUGAGUGGAAAAAAGGGAAAUUGAGGGUGAAGUGGGCCUUCCUCCGACCUCUUAGAGACAAAAGGCCAGGUGGGGCUCUGGUCUUUGGAGAGCAUAACAGGUUGGAAAAGGCCAUAGGAGUCAGCCAGAGAUGACCUUGAGGAAGCUAGGAAGGUGUGUGUUCUCAUCCUCACACUGAUGACAAUUCAUUCACAGUGAUAGCUAUUGUUAGAGUUCUUAUUUUUCACAUAUUAUUGAUGUGGAGAACAAAGGCAAAAGGAAAUGUAGAUAAAAUUAAAUUUCCUUAUUGCCCAUUGACAAAUACUUGAGGCAGGCAGAAUAAGACAUUCCUCCGGGAACUCCCAACUGUCUGAAUGUUAAUGCCUGGCUAGAGGCAAAAACAACCUUAGCUUGAGGAUAGUCAGGCCUCUAGGAUCUGUAAAUCUUGGUCACCAGACCAAGGAUUCCAAAAUCCUUUUGGAAACUUCCCUGUGCCUUUACCUUCCCCAAUCCCAACUAUGUGAUCGGUCACCCCUCACACUUACAGCGCAGCUCUUUCUGCCCACAAGGGGUCCUGACCCCGUGUCUUAAUAAAAACACCUUGUUGCACCAAAGAAGUCUGAAGAAUUCUUUCUUGGCCCUCGGCUCCAAACCCCAACACUUCAAACUGCAUCAUUUUGGCACCCCAACGUGAGGCCUGCGUCUUCUCAUCUGGACUCUGAGCCUCGGUGCAAACUUGGUUAAGUACUCCUCUCCUCUCCCUUUACUUUCAUUUCAGGAGCUUUUCAGGGAGUAUGGUCUUAUUGGAACACUCUCAUGUCAAUUGCUCAGGCUGCAAUCCUCUAACCCACGGCUCCUCUAUGGGGAAGAGAAAGCCUGCCUUUUGGCUGGAAGUUAGUACCUUGGCCGGAAUGCUAAUAAAGACUCAGAAACUUGAUGCCCUCUCUUUAUUCCCAUUCUUAUACAAAAGUUGUCUGUGUUGGGCACAGGACAGCCACCUAACUCACCAGGACAGCUCAGUCUUAAGACUCCCGUGUGAGGUUUCCUCCUCAUUGGUCUAAUGUGACACCCUUCACAUCUCUGGCCUAGCUGCUUCUGGCCUCGAGACCUCCACUUGGAGCACAUCAAAACCAGUAACCGACUGAAUUAAACCCAACCAGGAUCUUUCCCUAGGGAAGCUGGUUGUAAAGACUACAUGUAUUGGAAUGUCAGUUAGAUCAUGAUGGAUUUCUGUCUUUACUGUUUUCCAUCAGUGUCCCUUACUGGCUACUUAAAUUAUAAAGUUGGGUAAUUUCCCCUUGAGAAACUCUCCUAGUGCUUUCUAUGGGUUAAAAAGGAAGGAUUCUUCAAGGCAAAGCAUGUAUUUUGAUCCAUUCAGUGCUACCCAUUUAUAGUCUAGAAAGCAAAUGGGGAAGGGGAAGGUGGUAGCUAGUAUCCCUCCUACAGGUCUUUACAGUGGGAAUGGUGACCAACAGCGGUUUCGUUCAAAGAAUGCCUCAGAUUGCUUUUGAUACCAAGAAGCUCUGACAUGUCCUGCGCCUGGGAUGUCACCCAGGAGACAGGGGCAGGGGAUGUUUGGCAGUGGACCUUUUCUACUUUUCUAGAAGCAUGGGAGCUUCUUCAGCCCCCAAGGAUUCUCCCUUGGGAUGCCUUUUAACUCACGGAAAUCAAUUCAGAUUGUAAAAUCUAGGAAAGAAAAAACUGAUCUUCUUCUGUAACAUUGCAUGGCCUCAGUACUCCUUAGGAGAUGAGGGGAGAUGGCCAUUAUUGGGACAUUAAGCUUCUGUAUGAUCUAUCAGAUCUCUUCUGCAAGAAGCAGGGAAAAUGGACUGAGGUACCUAUAUCCAGGCCUUCAUGGCCCUAAGUCAGGAUUCGGACGUGAGGGCCUAUUGUAGAAUGUGUUACCACCAACCAGGUUCAUAAACCCCAUCUGGAUAUACUGGAUGAUGACCGUCUAAAUAGGCCCGUUCCUCCUAAUAAGCCAGGGCUACUUCAGGAGUCACUGACCAGUCCAGACAAAGAGGACACUGGCUCUGUUGCUAUCCCUCCUCCUUGUAGACCCCAAGACCUGUCUGCUCCCAGCCCAGCUGGACAAAGUAGGAGUGGGAUUCCUUAUCUUGCAGGAGUUCCAGCUAACUUUGGAAUGCAUCUUCUUAGGGAAGUUGCCAAUGGAGAAAUGGGCAUGAUUCAAGUCCAUGUCCCCUUCUCCAUGGCAGACCUGGCCCAGAUAAAAUAAUAAUUAGGACGGAUCAUGAUGUGUGCGGGUGACUGAUCCUUGCCAUGUCUUCUCACAAGACUUUCGGGAUCAAGCGAUUUCUGGCCAGGAAACAAAAGCAGAAUCAUCCCAUUCCCUAGUGAGUUCAGAUGAAGACUGGUAAUAAAAUCAGGUACAACUCCAAGAGGCGGCAUUGGAGAAGAACCAAGCUGGGUCUGUAAGAGAUCGCUCGUGCGAUGGCACGCAUAUUUAUGCUGCAUGAAGGUCACGUGUUCCUAUCCCAUCACUCUGUAAACCUCCCUACUACCUGAACAAUAGAUAUGCUUUAUCGGGGAAAUGAUUUUUCUCUGCUAUUAUGCUUCUGUACCAGUAGGUUAGUAAUAAAUAUGUGAGAACUUUUGACUGAAAAGAAAAAAGCAAUUAGGACAAUAUUGCGAAAACCCUUCUCAAUUUAUUGAAUUAACAAUUAACAAGUGUAUAUACUGUUUGAUUUGACCUGGCAAGAUAUAUACAUCAUAUUAACUCGUUGCACCCAUGAGGAAAGGAACUGUAUCGGGGAUGUAUUUGGAAUAUCUCUGGCAACCAGAGAUAGGGAACGUUAUCGGGUAGGGGGCGCUGCUGUUCCAAAUACCGAAGCACACUGAACUUAUCAGGAGGACAGACAAGGAAGGGAAAGGUAAGAUCAUGUGAUUACUUGUUUAACAGAAGGAAUGAAAAAAGGAUUCACUAUACCUGUAAAUUUUGAUAACAUUCAGGAAGUUAUUCAAGGAGCUGGUGAGAAUACAGCUCUAUUUCAGGGUCAUUUGAUAGAAGCUAUCCGUAGAAAUGCAAAUCUGGACCCAACCUCACCUGAGGGAACAACUAUACUAAACCUGCAUUUUAUAAGUCAGCUGGCACCUGACAGCCACUAAAAACUGACUAAAAUGUCCUUAGGUCCUCAAAUCUUCCCUCUUCCCCCAGAACCUACUAGAGGUAGCAACUGGAGUCCUCAAUAAUACAGAUGUGGCCUUAAAGCAAGGAAAGGACCGGAGAGCUGAAUGCAGGGUAAAAUAUAGACUCAAAUAUUGGCUGCCACUAUUGUGGAUUCCCCACGACACCAGACUAACCAGGGGCCAAAGAAAAAGCUGGUAUCAAAGAAUCAGGUAAGACUCCAUGCUAGCACUGUGGUCAGAUCAGACAGUGGAAAAAAGAAUGUCUAAACAAAUGUUCUCCACCAGGGCCAUGUCCUGUCUGUAAGAAAAAAACGACAUUGGAAGAAAAACUGUCCUCAUCUCCAGAGAGAGAGGGAGACAGGAACUCACUUCCCUGCCUGAGAGCAGGAACCAGAGGAUCUGGCGUGAUGGGGCCCUGAGGCUGGUCUGGCUCCCUUUGACAUCAAGAUGACUGAGCCCUGGAUUACUCUGGAUGUGGAAGGCAAGUUUAUCAAUUUUGUUAUUGAUAUAGGAGCCACUUUCUCUGUUCCUAUUCAGCACUCCGGUUCUGCUUGUUUUUCUAACCAUAAAAUUGUUGGCAUAGAAGGGGAAACUACGUGCCAUUGGACAAUGCCUUUAACCUGUAUAUACAAAAGUCAAUGGGUUACUCAUGUUUUUCUACUUCUUCUGUCUUGUCCUACUCCAUUACUUGGACAAGACUUAAUGUGUAAACUGGGAAGCAGGUUUUCCCUUACUAAAGAGGCUUGUUCUCUUUAACACCUGGAGAGCUAAAACCUUAUCCUGCUAUCCCUACUACUAGCUGGAAGGAAAUAAAUCCACAAGUCUGGGAUUGUGGAUGUCCUAGGACAUCCUAGGAAGCCCUAGGACGGCUCUUAAAGCCCAACCAGUUAAAGUGAUUUUAAAGAACCCAACCAGGGGUGCCUGGGUGGCUCAGUCGCUUAAGCAUCCAACAUUGGCUCAGGUCAUGAUCUCAUGGUUCCGAAUUGGAGCCCCACUUUGGAUCCUCUGUCUCCCUCUCGUUGUCCCUGCCCCCAACUCUAAAAUAAAUAAACAUUUAAAAAAGAUAAAUAAAUAAAGGACCCAAUCACUACCCUUCAUAGAAAACAAUAUCCCUUAAAACCUGAGGCAAAGGCUGGAUUGCAACCACUUUAUUGGUAAGUUUCUCAAACAUAGUAUUUUAAAGCCUUGUCAAUCUCCUUAUAACAAUCCAAUUUUACCAGUCAAAAAGCCAAGUGGGGACUAUUGAAUGGUACAAGACUUGAGAACUAUAAAUGAAGCUUUAUGCCUGUUCAUCCCAUAGGCCCAAAUCCCUAUACUAUUUUCACCCAGGUCCCUGGUGAUGCCCACUGGUUUAUAGUACUCAUUUAAAAGACACCUUCUUUUGCAGCCCUCUAAGUGAGGAAAUGCAGCCACUAUUCGCCUUUGAAUGGGCCUCACCUUUGAGCCCCCAGGCUAUUCAGUUAACAUGGAUGGUCUCCCCAAGCCACCACUGGGAUUUAGAGACAGUCCUCACCUUUUUUGAGACUGCAUUUAGUAAAGACCUUCAUGCUAUCGCCUUGCCUCAAGGGACUACAGUUCAGUAUGUGGAUGAUAUUUGAUUCCGUAGUCCCACGAGAGAAAUGUCUGAUGGCAAUUCUGUAACUUUACUUGAUUUCUUGGCAGACAGGAGAGGGUACUGCAUCUUCCUUAAAAAGAUGCAAAUAUCUAAACAGAAAGUACAAUAUUUGGGAUAUGAGCUAACGCCAGGUCACCAUAUCCUGUCUACUGACAGGAAAAAGACUAUAUUAGAUCCUGGACCCCCAGCUAUGAGAAAACAACUCCGUACUUCCCUAGGAAUAGCAGGUUCUUCCCAGUUUACACUUUCCUAGGUAUGGAUUCCUGGAUUUGGGCUCUUAGCCAAACCAUUGUAUGGUUCAGUUAAAAGCCCUGACGAGGAACCUUUAUUCUGAACUAAAGCCCAGCAGACGGCCUUUCAAACAUUAAAAGCUUUUGCCAGCCCCCGAUUUGGCUUUACCAAAUUUAGAAAAACCUUUCACUGUAUAUGAAGCAGAAAAACAGGUACAAGCUGUGGGAGUUCUUACCCAGAAAUUAGGAAGUGAAACAAGACCGGUGGGCUAUUUUCCGAAGUCACUCGAUAAUGUCGCUCAAGGUGGCGGCUUGUCUUCGAGGGGUGGCUGCAAGAGGCCUCCCAGUAGAAGAGGCCUCAAAACUUACUCUGACACAGUCUCUGCGAGUGAUGACUCCACAUCUGGUCCAGAGUGUCUUAGAAACCAAAGGCCACCAAUGGAUGACGGGAGGCCACUUAGCAAAUACCAGGCUAGAUACACCUGAAAUAAUACUUAAAACCUGUCAAAGCUUAAGCCUAGCUAUCCUUAUGCCUGGCCAUUAUACUUGUAUGAUAGACUGCGACUACUCAGAGAUUAUUGAUCCUGUUUAUUCUAGCAGACCAGAUUUAAAGGAGUCCCCUAUUGAAAAUGCAGAUGAUAAUUGGUUUACUGAUGGCAGUAGCUUCCUGGAUAAGGGAGAGAGAAAAGCUGGAUGUGCUAUAGUUAGUUUAAUUAAGACCACUGAGGCAAAAGCCCUUCCAACAAAUACUUCUGCUCAAAAGGCUGAAUUAAUAGCACUUAUCCAUACUCUUCAAUUGCUACAUACCCAUGGAGGAAGGAAAGGGGAUUAUUAUCAAGCCGUAAUUCCCCAAUCAAAUAUGGGCCUGAAACUAUUUCUUUUCUUUUCUUUUCUUUUUUUUCUAAUGUUUAUUUAUUUUUUGAGAAAAAGAGACAGAGCACAAGCAGGGGAGGGGCAGAGAGACAGGGAGACACAGAAUCUGAAGCAGGCUCCAGACCCUGAGCUGUCAGCACAGAGCCCAAAACAGGGCUUGAAUUCACAGAGUGCAAGAUCAUGACCUGAGCCGAAGUUGGAUACUUAACUGACUGAGCCAUCCAGGGGCCUCUGAAAUUAUUUCUCUUCUUGAGGCUGUAUAUCUAUCUAAGGAGGUAGCUGCAGUUCACCUCAAAGGACCUCAGAAGGAUAUGAUCUUAGGGGGACCUGGGUGGCUCAGUCGGUUAAGCAUCUGACUCUUGAUUUUGGCUCAGGUCAUGAUCUCACAGUUUGUGAGAUUGAGCUCUGCACAGGGCUUUGUGCUGACAGUGCAGAGCCUGCUUGGGAUUCUCUCUUUCUCCCUCUCUCUGUCCUUCCCCCACUUGCAUGCAAACAUUCUCUCAUUCUCUCUCUCUCUCUCUCUUUCAUAAAUAAACUUAAAAAAAAAAAAAGGAUAUGAUCUUAGAAUCUAAAGGAAACAACUUGGCAAACCAUGCAGCCAAACAGGCAGCGCAAAAUAAAUAUUCAGUCUCAUACCAAUCUUAACUCCAAUAAAGUCCAUAAUUCCAAUCUAUUCAGACCAAGAAAUUCACAAAGUGCAGGAAUGAGGAUAUUCAAAAAAUGCAUAGGACUGGCUUGUUAAUAAUAAGGGAAAAAUCUUUAUACCCAAAAAUAACCAAUGGAAGAUAAUACAGGGUUUACACCAGGCUACUCAUUUGGGCAAAAUACUUUAAAACAUUGUAUUAAAAACAUAUUUGAUCGAAUAAAUUUAACAGCUACAAUAAAACUGGUCUGCCGAUCCUAUGUUGUUUGUGCACAAGUAAAUCUGGAAGACACAGUCUGCCCUCCCCCACUUUUAAAACCAAUCCAAAGCCAUAGGACAUAUCCAUAAGAGGACUGGCAGCCUGAUUUCACACAAAUGCCUCCUUGCAAAGGCUAUGAGUUCCUACUGGUGUUUGCUGAUACUUUCACUGGGUGGAUCGAGACUUUCCAUGUAAAAUGGAAAGAGCCACGGAAAUAACCAAAGUUUUCUUGCUAGAAAUUAUCCCUAGAUUUGGCCUCCAUGAGCCCUUCAGAGUGACAAUGGUCCUUCUUUUACUAUGCAAAUAAAUAGCACAAGAUUUUAAAAUUAAAUAUUUUGGAGGUGCCUGGGUGGCUCAGUUGGUUAAGCAUCAGACUUGAUUUCAGCUCCUUGCUGGGCAUGGAGCUUGCUUAAGAUUCUCUCUCUUCCUCUCCCUCUCCCUCUGCCCCUUCCUUGCACCCCACCCCCCACCUCAGUUCUCUCUCUCUUUCUAAAAAAAAAAAAAAUUAAA
Molecule: messenger RNA, 7491 nt
Organism: Acinonyx jubatus (cheetah)
Lineage: Eukaryota; Metazoa; Chordata; Mammalia; Carnivora; Felidae
Product: 60S ribosomal protein L39-like
Exons: 1
Biological process (GO): translation
Cellular component (GO): cytosolic large ribosomal subunit; ribosome
Molecular function (GO): structural constituent of ribosome
Source: RefSeq, a predicted model, not a curated record